This is a messenger RNA of Peromyscus eremicus (cactus mouse), 882 nucleotides long. Its product is annotated as intelectin-1a-like. Lineage: Eukaryota; Metazoa; Chordata; Mammalia; Rodentia; Cricetidae. The transcript has 7 exons. The record is from RefSeq and is a predicted model, not a curated record. Gene Ontology annotation, molecular function: oligosaccharide binding. Bases 1 to 882 code for a protein of 293 amino acids.
AUGAAGAACCUGGAUACCAACAGAUGGACAAAUCCUGUGUCUUCCUCUCCAUUCAGAAGCUGCAAAGAAAUCAAGCAGAAGAUGACUGGAGCACAAGAUGGCCUCUAUUUCCUCCGCACGAAGAAUGGUGUCAUCUACCAGACCUUCUGUGACAUGACCACUGCAGGUGGUGGCUGGACCCUGGUGGCCAGUGUGCAUGAGAACAACAUGGGUGGGAAGUGCACGGUGGGUGAUCGCUGGUCCAGUCAGCAAGGCAACAGAAAAGACUACCCACGGGGAGAUGGCAACUGGGCCAACUACAACACCUUUGGGUCUGCAGAGGGGGCCACAAGUGAUGACUACAAGAACCCUGGCUACUUCGACAUCCAGGCUGAGAACCUGGGUAUCUGGCAUGUGCCCAACAAUAGCCCUCUGAAAAAUUGGAGGAACAGUUCCCUGCUGAGGUACCACACCUCCACUGGCUUCCUGCAGCACCUGGGCCGUAAUCUGUUUGGCCUGUACAAGAAGUACCCGGUGAAAUAUGGAGCAGGGAAGUGUUGGACUGACAAUGGCCCAGCAAUACCUGUGGUCUAUGACUAUGGUGAUGCUCAGAAGACAGCCUCUUAUUACUCCCCCUUUGGCCAGAGUGAAUUCACUGCAGGAUACAUCCAAUUCAGAGUGUUUAAUAAUGAGAGAGCAGCCAAUGCCUUGUGUGCUGGGAUGAGGGUCACUGGAUGUAACACUGAGCAUAACUGCAUUGGUGGAGGAGGAUUCUUCCCAGAAGGUGACCCUCGGCAGUGUGGAGACUUCUCUGCAUUUGAUUGGGAUGGAUAUGGAACUCACAAGGGGGCCAGCAACAGCAGGAAGAUAACUGAAGCAGCUGUGCUUCUGUUCUACCGUUAA